CCCAUGCCAUUUGCCCUCGUUAGGUCUUCAAAGCAUUUCAAAGGGGUUUGCUUGAGUAGGAAUCGGCAAUGGCUUCUUCACCUCCUCCAAAGCGCCGGAGAGCGAACCAGAGCAAAGACCAUGCAGACAUAGGUGCAGUUGACACGUCAGCACCACCAUCCCCAACCCUGGAGAAAUUGUCCCCUGUGAUCGUCUUCGCUCAUGGUGCUGGUGCUCCUUCUUCUUCUGACUGGAUGAUCAGAUGGAAAGAUAUGUUGGGCAAAGCGCUACACGCCGUUGAAGUUGUUACAUUUGACUACCCUUAUAUGUCUGGUGGCAAACGGAGGGCGCCUCCUAAAGCAGAAAAAUUGGUUGACUUUCACUCUGAUGUUGUCAAAGAGACUGUUGCCAAGUACCCUGGCCAUCCACUUAUUUUGGCGGGGAAGUCAAUGGGAUCAAGAGUCAGCUGCAUGGUGGCUUGCAAAGAAGACAUAAGUGCUUCAGCAAUAAUUUGCUUGGGAUACCCACUAAAGGGAAUGAAUGGAGCAGUGAGAGAUGAGAUUCUAUUGCAACUUGAUGUUCCUAUAAUGUUUGUACAGGGUAGCAAGGAUGCGCUCUGUCCACUGGAAAAGCUGGAAUCUACUCGUAAAAGGAUGAAAUCCUUAAGUGAUUUGCAUGUCAUUGAUGGUGGCGAUCAUUCCUUCAAGAUUGGAAAGAAACACCUGCAAACCAAUGGGUCAACACAAGAUGGAGCCGAAGAUCAGGCUCUUCAGGCCAUUGCAGCCUUUUUGUCGAGGUCUAUUAGAGACAGGUGACGCCUUUAUUUCACAGGACAAUAGGGUUCUUUAAAAUUUUAUCUUGAACUGUCUCAUGCUGUAUGUAGUGUGUUUCAUGAGGCUAAACCUUUAUGAUGCUGACUGUCCAUGGUCUCUGUGAAGACUGCUUAGUUUUAAUCUUAUAUUUUAUGUAGAAUUAUGGGGUCUCAAACCUCAAUACCUUUUUGUCGAGGUCUAUUAGAGACAGGUGACGCCUUUAUUUCACAGGACAAUAGGGUUCUUUUAAAUUUUAUCUUGAACUGUCUCAUGCUGUAUGUAGUGUGUUUCAUGAGGCUAAACCUUUGUGAUGCUGACUGUCCAUGCUCUCUGUGAAGACUGCUUAGUUUUAAUCUUAUAUUUUAUGUAGAAUUAUGGUGUCUCAAACCUCAAUAUUAUGAGCUUGUGCAAGAUGUGGUAGACCUGUCUUGUUAGAUAUUUAAGUGCUUAGAGUAUAUUAUGCCAUGUAUCCUUUUGGA
This is a messenger RNA of Humulus lupulus (European hop), 1270 nucleotides long. RefSeq lists its product as uncharacterized. NCBI's taxonomy places the organism in Eukaryota, Viridiplantae, Streptophyta, Magnoliopsida, Rosales, Cannabaceae. Bases 69 to 794 code for a protein of 241 amino acids. The transcript is spliced from 6 exons. The record is from RefSeq and is a predicted model, not a curated record.